Messenger RNA from Phialemonium atrogriseum, 1794 nucleotides. RefSeq names its product terpene synthase. NCBI's taxonomy places the organism in Eukaryota, Fungi, Ascomycota, Sordariomycetes, Cephalothecales, Cephalothecaceae. Gene Ontology annotation, biological process: biosynthetic process. The coding region runs from base 1 to 1794 and encodes 597 amino acids. The record is from RefSeq and is a predicted model, not a curated record. The transcript is spliced from 3 exons. Gene Ontology annotation, molecular function: intramolecular lyase activity; geranylgeranyl diphosphate synthase activity.
AUGGCUUCCGCAUAUGCUCUUGCGCACCUGAAGUCCACGAUUCCCCUUGCCGUUCUUCUCACCCUUAUCUCCUGUCUCAUCCUAAAUCGGACCCACCUCCUCAAGGUCGCGGCUGUUGUCCUUACUAUCUUUUCGGCAGCUCUAACCUGGAAUGUGUACCUGAUCAAUGCAGGUAUCUGGACUUACCCGCCCCAGGCGAUAACGGGGGCGAGGUUGAUGGGUAUUCCCGUGGCGGAGCUUUUCGUCUUUUUCGUCCAGACCUACAUCACUUCGCUCAUCUACAUCUUCUGCAACAUCACUGUCGUUCACGCCAAGUAUCUGAAAACCCAGUGGAACCCCCCGACAUGGAUCAGGCAGACAAAGCUAGCUGUCCAGGUAUAUCUCGCAGCCCUCACCGUCUUGAGUGCCCGCGCCCUCCACCGUGGCGACAGGAGCGGCUACAUGAGUUCAAUUAUUACCUGGAUCGCUCCUAUUGCUCUCUCUAUUUGGACUGUGGCUGGGCGUUUUAUCCUCAGCCUCCCCGGCUCUGGAACCGUUGUCCCCAUCCUCAUCUCAACCGCCUAUCAAUUGCUUUUUGACGGGCUCGAGUCGGGAAAAGGCACAUGGACCAUUGGGAAUGAGUCGAAACUCAGACUUUAUCUGUUUGGUUCGCUGGAGAUCGAGGACGCCUACUUCUUCCUGUGCACCAACAUGCUCGUCGUCUUCGGCUUGGCUGCCGUCGACCAGUAUCUGGCUGUGAUCGAUGCCUUUCCGCACCUCUUCCCCGAGGCCCCGACGGUGCCUACCCUGCGUAUGCUUCUCAAGGUUUUCUUCACUGGAACUAAGGAGUACGACACGGAACGGAUUCAAGGCAUCUGGGAGGCGGAUGACCGUCUUCGGGCCAAGAGUCGGAGUUUCCACCUUGCAAGCUUCGCCUUCUCCGGUCGUAUGAGGAUUGACUUGAUUCUUCUGUAUUCUUUCUGUCGGAUGGCGGACGAUCUCAUCGACAACGCAACGUCAGAGGAGGAGAUCAAAUCUUGGAGCUCGAAGCUGAUCCGCUAUUUCGACCUCUUCUACGAUGGCAACGACGUUCACCGACGAGAAGUGGACUGGGUCAAAGUCAAUCGGUUGGUAGAUACCGAGUUCCCCGCUUCAGCGAGAUCGGCACUGAGGUUCCUUCCGACCCGCAUCCUUCCAGGUAGGCCCUUCUACGGUCUGAUCGAGGGUUUCAGAAUGGACGCCCAGUUCAACAUCGCCCAGAAAGAUGACCCCAGCGCCCGAUUCCCGAUCAAAGACGAGGCAGCCCUAUGGAAGUACUCCAACUGUGUGGCAGGAACGAUUGGCCAGCUUUGCAACGCCCUGAUUGUUCACCACUGCAGAUACGCCCCGCCCAACCACAUCCAAUAUCAGCUGGGGCUUACGGCCAUGAGUAUGGGUAUCGCCUUGCAGCUCGUCAACAUCGCGCGAGACAUCCCCACCGAUGCCAAGAUGGGUCGCGUCUAUCUGCCGACGACUUGGCUCAGAGAUCGGGGUCUGACCCCCGAGGACAUCAUCAAACACCCCGAUGGAGAGACCAUUCGCCAGCUCAGACAGAGGGUCCUCAACACGGCAUUCACCAUCUACGGGGAGAUGCGCCCCGUCAUGGAGCACCUGCCGAACGAGGCCAGAGGCCCCAUGAUCCUCGUCGUCGAGAGCUACAUGGAGAUUGGCCGGGUCCUGCGGGAGUCGUACGGGUGGACCAUGGAGCAGGGGAAGGCGACUGUUCCUGCCCGUCGGAGGCUGAUGAUGGCCGUCAAGACGUUGUUGUCCUCGUAG